This is a messenger RNA of Colletotrichum karsti, 5172 nucleotides long. RefSeq names its product putative cytokinesis protein SepA. Gene Ontology annotation, biological process: mitotic actomyosin contractile ring assembly; barbed-end actin filament capping; actin filament bundle assembly. Lineage: Eukaryota; Fungi; Ascomycota; Sordariomycetes; Glomerellales; Glomerellaceae. The record is from RefSeq and is a predicted model, not a curated record. Gene Ontology annotation, molecular function: small GTPase binding; actin binding. Gene Ontology annotation, cellular component: mating projection tip; cell division site. The transcript has 2 exons. The coding region runs from base 1 to 5172 and encodes 1723 amino acids.
AUGUCUUCCACCGACAAGUCGAGGCAAUCCUCGGGGAAAUCUUUCUUCUCGCGCAACCGAAAAGACAAACGCAACACCAGUGACGAGGGCCGUCAUUUGGCUGGAGCCGAUAACUUCGAUACCGCUAGCAUACACUCGCGGGCGUCUCGACAUCACCGCGACUCCUCGUCCGUCUCGAUCGACCAGUUUCCCGAUUCCGGCCUUUCGGCUGGUCCCAUGACCAGUAUUCCCUACGAAGCCGUACCCGGUUCUCGAUCGCCAGUGCCAGUCGAAUACCUACCCAAGAGCGACCAGGUCGCGCUGCUGCGCAACGGCCCUUCGCCGCAUCAUCUCAACCAAGGCGGCGAUUUUCACCAAUACCCCAACUUCGACACUUCCAGCAUGGCGGGCGGAGCAGGUUCACAUGCUUCGCGGGCCCCUCCGCAGCCGAAUAUCACAAUGGCCACUACUGGCCGCCAGACGCAAUACCAGCAGUGGGGACCAGGGCCGGCUCGCGUUAGCAUGGCGAGCACAAUCAAUGGGUCCCACAACCCCAGAUACGAUUCGUACAUGACAUCGGCGGGUCGAAGUUCUGCUGACCAAGCCAGCAUAUUCUCUACAGGUAAUGGAGGCACCUCAGACAAGACCGCAAAUCGCUCAUCAAAACCAGCACUACCCAGUGCUUCAUCGCAGAGUUCCUACUCCUCGCAUAUGUCCUAUAGGGACUCGUCGCACCCUUCCUCGCACCGACUGACGAAAUUUCCCGGCAUGGUACCCACCGGACACGAUGGAUUCCACUUCCCCCGACCGGAUAACGACGACAUCGUCGACCAGAUGUUCCUGGCCUUGAUGCAGAAACGAGGAUGGCACAAUCUACCCGAGCAGGCGCGUCGCCAGAUGGUCGCCUACCCGGCCGACAAGAAGUGGACGUUGCUAUACCAGGACCGGUUGACCGAGUGGCAAGGAGAGCAAAAGAGGAGGCAAACAGCAAAACCGAAUCAAUACGCGACACCCGAGAUUUUGGUCAACUCCGACGAGGAGGGAUCUCCAGAAUGGUACGUCCGACGUGUGAUGGAUAACAGCUUGGACACCAAGGGCCUAGGAAGUCUGGAGGUCAACCUCAGAACGCAACAAAUAGGAUGGGUCAAGCGCUUCAUUGAGUGCCAGGGCCAAGUCGCGUUGACGAACGUGUUGAUGAAGAUCAACCGUAAGACCGCCCUUGGACCUGCGCCAGACCAGAAGGCCGACAGGAAUUUGGACCGCGAGUACGAUAUCAUCAAGUGCCUGAAGGCGUUGAUGAACAACAAGUUCGGUGCCGACGACGCCCUUGCACACCAGCAGGUCAUAAUCGCGCUUGCGACUUCGAUGAUUUCACCGCGUUUGACGACCCGAAAACUCGUCAGCGAAGUCUUGACAUUCUUGUGUCACUGGGGGGAUGGCGAAGGACACCUGAAGGUCAUUCAGGCUCUCGACUCGGUUAAGGCUCAGCAAGGAGAGAAUGGCCGCUUCGAUGCUUGGAUGCGGCUCGUCGAGGUUACGGUCGACGGCCGAGGAAAGAUGGGCAGUCUGGUCGGAGCCAGCGACGAGGUCCGCAGCGGUGGUAUUGGCAUGGAGAACCUGUUGAUGGAAUAUGCCGUCGCUACGCUGAUUCUCAUCAACAUGAUUGUCGACGCCCCUGAGAGAGAUUUGCAGCUGCGGAUGCACAUCCGCGCUCAGUUCACCGCAUGUGGAAUCAGGCGAAUCCUCACCAAGAUGGAGUCGUUCCAAUACGACCUCAUUGACAAGCAGAUCGAGCACUUCCGGGCCAACGAAGCUAUCGACUAUGAGGACUUGUUGGAGAAGGAGAACAACAGCAUCAAGGACAGCGUCGAAGGAGAGGUUAAGGAUCUCAACGACCCUGUUCAGAUUGUCGACGCCAUUCAGCAACGUUUGCGGGGAAGCAAGACGCAGGACUACUUUGUCUCCGCACUGCAGCACUUGCUGCUCCUUCGCGAUAACGAUGGCGAAGAGCGACUGCGAACGUUCCAGCUCGUGGACUCCAUGCUCAGCUACGUGGCCAUGGACCGGCGUUUGCCGAAUAUGGACCUCAAACAAAGUCUCAACUUUACUGUCCAGAGUCUGCUGGACAAGCUUCACACAGACUCGGAAGCUCGUCAGGCCCUGGACGAGGCUCUUGAGGCCAGGCGGAUUGCAGAUGCUGCCAUGGCGGAAAGAGAUGAGAUGAGGGAGAAGAUAGAGCUGGGUGCCGACGGUCUCGUAGCAAAGCUUCAAAAGCAACUGGACGAGCAAGCAAGGUUCAUUGAAGCUCAGCGGCGUCAGGCCGAGGGUUUGAAGGCGGAACUCGAAAAUAUCCAAACGCUGCGCCAGAAGGAAGCACAACGUUAUGAGUUAGAAACCAGAGAGCUCUACCUGAUGCUCCGCGACGCUCAAGACGUUGCUGCUUCUAACGCUAUUAAAGGCAGUAACAAGCUCGGAGAGGAAGAUCCGUCUAGAAUGCAAGGUAUUCUGGACCGUGAUCGUCUCAUGGAGCGUCUGCAAAUGCAGAUCGAGCGCCAGAAGACCCAGUUCAAGUUGGAGGGCAGAGUUUGGGGCGAAGCUGUUGGGCCUUCUGACAGGCUUCGCGCUCUUCGAGAGGAAAUGGACGACAGCGCCGUCGGCUCUGGGCCUGGUACACCGCCCAGAGACUUCACGAACAGCAUGCUCGGCAGCGUCAACCGCAACACAAAGAUUGCCCGGAAGCCAGUUCAGGGCCGUGAACUCAUGGAAGGUGAGCUUCUGGAGGAAGGUGAUGAGGACGAGGAUGGCGUUGUCUACGAGAAGCCCAGAGUCGUCGAGAUCCGCCGCCCAGUCAUGGACCCCAACCAGAAGGCCGGGCUCUUCGGCGAGAUGGCUGGAAAGGUCAAGAGAUACGACGCAGACAGCGACUCAGAGAACGGCGAGGGUGCCACCACGGGCCCAUCACACCCAAGUCUGGAGUCGGGUUCUCCCAUCACCCCCGCCGAGGGCGAGCCUCCCAAGAUCCAAGUCACGGGCGUCGGCGCUGCCCCGCCGCCUCCACCGCCGCCUCCGCCAAUGCCCGGUCAAACCGGUGCAGCUCCGCCGCCACCCCCUCCUCCACCCCCGAUGCCGGGGAUGUUGUCGCCUACCGGCGCUCCUGCCCCACCACCACCGCCUCCGCCUCCGCCUAUGCCCGGCAUGGGCGGUCCUCCUCCCCCUCCUCCUCCUCCGCCAAUGCCUGGUGCUCCUGGACUGCCUCCGCCACCUCCUCCACCCCUACCUGGUGCCAUCUCCGGACACUUCCUGUCCCAAUCUACGCCCUUCUCCUCCGCACCUUCUCUCGGAUUGCCUGGCGUUCGCUCGAAGAAGAAGCUCAAGGCUCUUCACUGGGACAAGGUCGAUUCUCCAUUGACUACCCACUGGGCUGCCCAUGCGCCAUCGGCGGAAGAGCGUGAAGAGAAGUACAUUGAACUAAGCAAGAAGGGUAUCUUGGAUGAGGUCGAGAAACUUUUCAUGGCCAAGGAGAUCAAGAAGCUGGGUAUUGGUGGUGGUGCCAAGAAGGACGACAAGAAGCAGAUCAUCAAUGGCGAUCUUCGCAAAGCUUACGAAAUUGCUUUCGCCAAAUUUUCUCAAAUUUCCGUUGAGAAGAUUGUACAAAUGAUCAUUCACUGCGAUAAAGACAUCUUGGAUAACCCGGUAGUCAUGGACUUCUUGGGUAAAGAUGAUCUCUGCAAUAUUCCCGACAACACUGCCAGGCAGAUGGCUCCAUACAGCAAGGACUGGACGGGUGCCAACCCUGACAAGGCGGAACGUGAACAAGAUCCAGCAGAGCUUACCAGACAGGACCAACUUUAUCUCUACACGGCCUUUGAGUUGCACCAUUACUGGAAGGCUAGAAUGAGGGCUCUCGCCUUGACUAGAAGUUUUGAGCCGGAGUUUGACGAGAUCACCGAUAAGAUGCGUCACGUUGUUGGCGUAUCCGAAUCGCUGAGAGAUUCCGUGUCUCUGAUGAACGUUCUCGGUCUCAUCCUGGAUAUCGGAAACUACAUGAACGACGCCAACAAACAAGCUCGUGGUUUCAAACUCAGCUCCUUGGCUAGACUCGGCAUGGUCAAAGACGACAAGAACGAAUCCACUUUGGCCGAUCUCGUCGAGCGUAUCGUGCGCAACCAAUAUCCCGAAUGGGAAGACUUCGCCAACGAUAUCGCCGGUGUCAUGGCAGCACAGAAGAUCAACAUCGAGCAGCUGCAACAAGAUGCCAAGCAGUACAUUGACACGGUCAAGAAUGUCCAAAUGUCGCUUGACGCUGGUAACCUGAGCGAUCCCAAGAAGUUCCAUCCUCAGGACCGUGUUAGCCAGGUUGUCCAGAGGAUCAUGAAGGACGCCAGGCGGAAGGCUGAGGAAAUGCAACUAUACCUGGAGGAGAUGAUGAAGACCUACAACGACAUCAUGGUCUUCUACGGUGAAGACCCUACCGACGAGAACGCCCGCAGAGACUUCUUCGCUAAGCUCGCCAUGUUCAUUGGAGAGUGGAAGAAGUCCAGGGAGAAGAACAUUAAGUAUGAGGAGCAGCGCAGGCGCAACGAGGCUUCCAUGAAGCGGAAGCACCAACAACUCAAUGUCAACAACGGAAAGGUGGAAGGAGCUCCGCCAUCACCAUCCAGUGCGGGUGCGAUGGACUCCUUGCUGGAAAAGCUACGUGCUGCUGCCCCGCAGACACGAGACCAGAGAGACCGCCGCCGCAGGGCACGACUCAAGGACCGCCAUCAGGUGCGGAUAGCAUCUGGACAAAAGAUCCCGGAUCUAAACGAGAACCCGGAAGUCGAAGCAACCCUGGCCCAGCCACCCAAGGAAAACCCCAUCGACGAAGAUGGCAACCCGAUCAGCCCGGGAUUGUCGUCGCCAAGGGAUGCUGCCGAGGACGACGUGGCCGAUCGCGCGGCAAUGCUGCUACAGGGCAUGCGCGGAGGAGACGGUGCCGACGACGCCGACCCGGAGAAGAGAGAGAGCCUGCGGCGCUCGAGGAGGCAGACAGCCGAGGAAGAACGGCGGACCAGGAGACGAAGGCGCGAGAAGGCGACGUCCACCAACACCGCCGCGAUCAGCGAGGGGGAGACGACUGUGACGGAGGCUUCGAAGGAGGAGGAGAUACCCCCAACCCCUUCGGUUGAGAACACACCUGUAGAAGAAUCAUGA